Messenger RNA from Lactuca virosa, 1459 nucleotides. Lineage: Eukaryota; Viridiplantae; Streptophyta; Magnoliopsida; Asterales; Asteraceae. The record is from the annotation of a GenBank genome assembly.
AUGUUUUCAUCUUCACCGCCUUUGACCUCGCCUCUUUCUUCUUAUCUCAAUUUGCUUCCAGUUUCAUCAGAGUUGUGUUUGUCGAUGACCAAUUGCACACGCCUUGGAGGAGCGAUGGGCAGGGAGAAAGCUGGAAGGAGACGGAGAAUUGGUGCGAAGAAGAAUCUUAUCAGAAGUGGUUCAGUUGAUGUUGUUGUGGUAGAGAGUGUUGCUGCCCUUGUGCCUAAAUGUGAAGUUGAUGGUGAAAUGGGUGAUGCACACAUGGCAAUGCGAGGUAGACUUAUGAGUCAGGCACUUCGUAAAUUAAGCCAUUCAUUAUCUACAUCACAAACUAUUUUGAUCUUCAUUAAUCAGACAUUAGGAAGUCAAGUUCUGGUGAAGAUUAUGAAGAAUAAGCUUGCACCACCUUAUAGAACUGCUCAAUUUGAGCUUGAAUUUGGGAAGGGUUGUGGCAAGAUUCUGAGAACAGAACAUUAUUAUCUAAUUUGCUCAUUAAGAAUUCUUCCCAGUUGUGCAUUGGAAAAAAAAAAUGGACACGCUUUUAGAAUCAUGGAGGUGAGCAAUGACCCCAUUGCAAUGGCAACGGUGGCACCUCUUGCACCCGUAACGAGUGAACGACCAAUUCGGGAUGAUCUUGAGACCUCCAUUCCCAAACCUUACCUGGCUAGAGCUUUUGUUGCACCUGAUAUGGAACAUCCUGAUGGCACACCAGAUCACAACCCUCGUGGCAUGAGCGUGCUCCAGCAACAUGCCUCCUUCUUCGAUCUUGAUAACGAUGGCAUUGUUUAUCCUUGGGAGACUUACAAAGGGUUUCGAGUGCUUGGGUUCAACAUAUUGUUCUCUCUUCUCAAUGCGAUCUUAAUUAAUUUGCUAUUUAGUUACCCAUCUCUCCCGGGUUACAUACCAUCUCUUUUGUUUCCAAUUUACAUAUCCAACAUUCAUAAAUGCAAGCAUUCAAGUGAUUCUGGGACGUAUGACACAGAAGGAAGGUAUCUUCCAGUUAAUUUUGAAAAUAUAUUUAGCAAAUACAGCAAAACAAAGCCCGAUAAACUAACAUUGAAGGAGCUAUGGAACUUGACGGAUGGAAAUCAUGUUACAUUUGGCACGAUCGGAUGGAUUAUAAACAAGGUAGAAUGGGGAACUGCAUACCUUCUUGCUAAAGAUGAUGAAGGUUACCUAUCAAAAGAAGCCAUUAGAGGUAUCUUUGAUGGCAGUUUAUUCGAUAAAAUGGCCAAGAAGAAUUCAGUUGAGGGUAAAAAGAUGCGUUGAUAAUGAUCCAUAUGGCUAUAGAUAGACAUAAUGUGUGAUUAUUAUAAUUAGAAGAAUAAAAUAUUUGAACAUGAUGAUAAAGAGAGAUGUAUUGAUUUAUGGAUGCAGUUUAUCUAUAUUAUUUAUAAUAAUGUAUCAUCGUAAUGUAAUCAUUUUGGAACUACAACACAUACACGCAUGUAUAUCCAUA